Molecule: messenger RNA, 1541 nt
Organism: Saprolegnia diclina VS20
Lineage: Eukaryota; Oomycota; Saprolegniomycetes; Saprolegniales; Saprolegniaceae
Exons: 2
Coding region: 37-1482 (481 amino acids)
Molecular function (GO): protein binding
Source: RefSeq, a predicted model, not a curated record
GAGUGCGCUCGCGUUCGCCACUUGGGCAGAAGAAGCAUGACGAGUGCCACCCGCCUUCGACUCGUGGGAUCCUGCGGCCUCCCCCUCCACGACAAGUUCAAGGCUCAAAGCGUCACACUCGAGCUACCGCCCGGCCGCGCGCUUGGGCUUGUCCUCGCAGCACCCACGUCAGGCAUCAUUGCGCACGGUCUUGUCAUUCUCGAUGUCAGCAACUCACACUUGGUGGGCCACGUUGCGCCGAGCGACCGCCUCGUUGCGAUCGGUGGCUGCCCUGUGGACGGGCUCGGGUUUGCCGCUGCGUCCGAGCGCCUUGGCUUGCUGCCUCGACCCCUCGCGCUUACAUUUGAAAGCACCAUCAUUGGGCGCGAGCUCGCCCGACUGGCGCCACCACAGUCAAAGAGAGAGCCGCCGUCGUACGCUGUCGUCGUCGACGCGGGGGUGCACUGGACAGCCGGCAGCCACGGCGCUGUCGUGAAUCGCCUCACGGGCCAGGCCAAGGCUGACGGGAUCAUCAGCGUCGGCGACGUACUGUACAAGGUGCACGAGACAAUCGUGCUCCAUCGAUCGUACGAAGCAGUGAUGUCCCUUCUGCGUCGAGCGCCGUCCCCGUGCACAUUGCACUUUGUGCCGCAUGCUCACAUUCAUGCUCUCGAUGCUCUGGCAGCGCUCGCAGCUCCAGCCUUGCCGAGCCUCGAGCCCCGGCUCACUGAGGCCAGCACCAGCAACAGCGAUGAGGCCGCUCGGCGAAAGUCGGACGAUGUUGGUGUUCUCAAGCAAGGACCGCUGCAUCAGCAAAGCGGGCUGUUCAAGCGUUGGACCCCGGUGCACGUCGUAUUGACGCCGACUGCACUUCGCUGUUUUCAGCACCAUACGUCCAACUCGCCUCGCGCCGAGCUCGUGUUUGUGGGACACCGGUGCACGGUGCAGCGUCUGCCCGCGACGGGCACCCUCUACCCCUUUGUCGUCCGCGUCGGUGCCAAGCAGCUACAACUCGCGUGCGCUGAGGACGACGAACGGCGCUCGUGGAUGCGGAUGUUGCAGCAAGCGAUGGUGGACGCGGGCUUCGCGGCGCGGCCAUCGGCCGCUCUCGGCACCGCGAACGACCUUCCAGGCCCACCCUCAGCGUUGCGUGUGACGGUGCUCUCAGCCACCAACUUGCUGCCUGCUGGCCAAACGGUACAUGCCGUCUGUCGCUUGUCGCUUCAGACCCAGACGUUUUCGACCAAAGUUGUUCGCGGCGACCGAUCACCAAUGUGGUACCAAGACAAUGUGACUACGUUUCACGACGUUGAGCCGGACGGCGUGCUUGGGGUGUGUGUCUUUGACGACCGACGAGGGCGCCCGCCGCGUCUUCUGUCAACGCUGCAAGUGCCGCUGUCGACGCUACCGCAGCAGCGCAAGACGGUGUGCGCCUACGAUUUGGUGGGCGCCACGAUCGGCACCAAGCUCACCCUUGCGUAUGAAUAUCUCUCAAGCCCCUAAAUUGUCAGUUUUCUGCAAAUAUUGUUGAAUCUUUGAACGACACCUUGUGGUAUUCUCAA